UUUCCUUUCGUAAUCUCUCAAAAAUGAAUCAAGUUUGGGUAUUUUUUAAGCUAAUAGAAAUAUGCCUAGGCAGCCUCUGCAUGGCCUUCCAUGUGAUUGGCUCGCUCUAUUGGCCUGAGCCCAUAGCCCACAUUAUUGUCUACUGCGCCACCUUUGGCUCCUACACGCUGCUGGCCGCCUUGGGUGCCUUUCGGCUGCUGCUGACAAGGAGUUCGAUACUUUCAUCCGAGCUGCUGCUCACCGCCAGUGCCAUGGGCAUGCACUACUUCUGUGGCCUGCUGAUCAUGCGGAGUGCCAGGACGGAUGUGCAUUUGUUGGCCAUAAAUUCCACUUGGGCGUAUCUGGAGCAUCCGCAUUUUGCGCACUGCAAGCGGCAGAGCAUUGGGGCCUUGAUAACGGGCACCAUGUAUCUGAUGCACAUGUUCAUGCUGCUCGAUCUGCUGAUGCGCAUGCAGCCGGGUGAUUGGCGGCGUCAGGCCACAGGAGAGCUGCGUGUGGGCUUUCCAGAUCUUCUGGCGGAGCGUGCCACCGAUCUGUUUGUGCUGUCGAAGCCAGUGGAUGAUUUUCUGUGUCGUCGAUGCAAGUGCUAUGAGCGCCUGGCGCACUCCCAGCCGCUGCGAUUCAAGGACAUAGACGGCGAGGCGGAAGGAGUUGCGUUUAUGGAGAAGGUUUAUAAUUUAGUCAUUGGCAUACGGAAUGUCCUGUUCCGCGUGCAUCCUGUGGAGAGUGAGGAGAGCUUCUUGGAGACGCCCACAAUCACCACAAGCGAGGAGUCAAUGGCUCUUUAUGAGUCUUCGGUCUCCAUGGAGCAUGAAGAGGGGCGGGCACGCCACAAAGACUCUUGGACAUGGCGUGGCACGAGCGAUUCCUCCAGCCUUUGGGCAAAGAUCGAGGAUUGGAGUACGGCCAAUCAACCACUGACAGAUGAAUCUACCCUGAGGGAUGUGGACAGUCAGGAUACCAUGAUGGGAGACAUAAGAACUAGAAGCGAUCCCUUAUCGAGCGAAAGAAUAGCUGGUGAUUCGGAAGAAGAGGAACCAACAUUAAAGGAGGAAAGUCCUGUGCCAAGUGAAGGCAAUCAAGAGAUGAAUGGCUUCAUAGGUGAAGAUAUAACAUCAUUGGAGGAUAAGUCAGAAGAACAGGUUGCUGCCGCUCAAGGGAUGGAUAAAUCGAAGAAAAAAUCAACUGGGAAUAAAAUAAAGAAGAAAAAGAAAUCUAUUUUAGCGGCAGAAUCCCCCACUAAAAGUAAAGCAGAGCCUGAAAAUCUCCAGCCAAAGGAGUCUAAGGAAAAGGAAGACAAUUUCCAAGAAGUUUCUGCUGAGGAACCAACAGAAGAUCCACAAAAGGAGAGCAAGAAACUAACUUUUCAUAAAGAAACAAAGGAACAUUAGCGGAAAUUUCUACACUUAAAAUAUAGAACAGAAACCAAGGAAUGAUAGCAACUAGAGAAGUAAAUGCAAAGCAUUUUAAAUUAAUUAUAAAUAAAUUAAUUUGAGACGAAAGUUAAAGAGAUGAAUC
Drosophila obscura is the source of this 1518-nucleotide messenger RNA. RefSeq lists its product as uncharacterized. The transcript has a single exon. Lineage: Eukaryota; Metazoa; Arthropoda; Insecta; Diptera; Drosophilidae. The record is from RefSeq and is a predicted model, not a curated record. The coding region runs from base 24 to 1391 and encodes 455 amino acids.